AUCACUAUAUCUUUAUCAUCAAAGUAGCAUCAACACAAAAACAGCUAAUCCUAACCAUCCUUUCAUGUCUCAUUUUCAAGAACAUUUUACUCAUGAAAUCAGAGAUUUCUAUGGAGAUUAUCUUGAGCAAAAUCUUAUUUCUCAACAAGAUAAAGAUGAAUAUUUUCAAAAUUUUUUAACUAAGGAGAAAUCAAACGUUAGUAUGAAACUUUCUAAUGAAAAAGAAGAAAAAAAGAAACCUCAAUGGACUGAAGAUAAAAUCAAAAGGUUACUCUCUUUUUUGAAAGGCCGUAAGCAUGUACUAAAACAACUAAAAGAACAUCGUGGUGGUAGUGGUAAUGCUAAAACUGAGCUUUGGAUAGAUGCCUCCAAUGAGUUAUCCAACAUAUUUAAUCCUAAGCAAUGUGAAAUUAAGUGGAAAAAUAUUAAACAAACUAAUAAGCUUCAGCCCAAUUAUCAGUUUAAGAAAGAUGUUGAAGCAAUUCUUUUUCCGUAA
Molecule: messenger RNA, 496 nt
Organism: Funneliformis geosporum
Lineage: Eukaryota; Fungi; Glomeromycota; Glomeromycetes; Glomerales; Glomeraceae
Source: the annotation of a GenBank genome assembly